Moneuplotes crassus is the source of this 1746-nucleotide messenger RNA. The record is from the annotation of a GenBank genome assembly. NCBI's taxonomy places the organism in Eukaryota, Ciliophora, Spirotrichea, Euplotida, Euplotidae.
AUAAAAUGCAGAAAGAAAUCAGGAAAACCGAAUUUUGGAAGCCGAUACAGGUUGAGAUAGACCAACAAGCUGCUCCAGGAAGAUAUGAUAUAAAUGUAAACUCAAAGCAUGAAAGUCAUAAUCAUGGAAAAAUACCUUUCGGCUCUGGCUCAACUAGAUUUGGAGAGGAUUUUCCGAUGCUAAAUUGCUUGCCAGGCCCAGGGAGUUAUAAUUACAAAUCAAAUUUGAUUCAAACUAAUCAAAGUAAAGCACCCAAGUUCAGUCCAUUGACUGAUAAUAAAGGGUCGACAAGAUUUGAUUCACCAAGAACAAGUUUGGCUUCACAUUCUGGAACUGAUAUAAAUAUUCAGAGAAAACCCCAAAUUACCCAGAAAGUGAAGAAGACUCCAAUGAAAUCUUCCUUGUCAUCUGGGGUGAAGCCGGAGCUUAAAGCUGAUAGAUCGAAGGAAACAAUUGACCUGAGUCCAGGAAAGUAUGAUCCGAAUUACAAAGUGAUUAAGAAGAAUGUGCCGACUAUCUCUAUGGGAUCGAAUACAUCCAAGAAUAUAGGAUCAAUGAAGAACUAUAUGGAGAGUUUCAUUAGGACUAUCCUUCCAGCUGCUGAGGAAAAUGAUCCCUACUCAUUAUUAGAGCCAGAUGAAGUGAAACCUUCGAUUGCAGGCAGGAUCUCUAAGGAUAAAACUGAGAGUAGUAUUUUCUCAUCGAAGACUAUUAGAGGUCUCAAGAUCUCACAAACACCUGGCCCAGGCUCUUAUAUCCAUGAAAACACUGGGUUACAUAGAAUUAUGAAAAACAUUCCAGAAAGUUUUGGAACUACGAGUGUCAAGAACACUAGGUUUCUCAACUCAAGUAUUGAGGCUCCUUAUAGUGAUCCUAGCUACCUUGACAAUCCUGGUGCUGGAACUUAUAGCAACAUUAAGCCUAAUAGAAAUAAGGUAAUCAGAAAGAUCCGGCUACCAGGCAUGCUUCGAACUAAACUUAAAAAGAAAAGUCCUUUCUUGUCAACUGAUAUCAGGAAGUGCCUCACAAACAGCCAAGAUAGCGAGAAUCUUCCAGGUCCAGGCGCAUAUGAUCUGAGUUUUAGAGAUCAGCUUAAGACGCUUGACCAGAAGUAUUCCCAACGAUACAAGAAGAAUCCCUUUGGAUCUCAUGGAAGCAGAUUUGGGAGGAGAAAAAUUAAGAAUAAGAGAGUCUCCCAAGCACUCUCAAUAGAGGAGGAGCAAGCUCCUCAGGAUAAACACCUAGCAAGAGUAUACAUAGAUGAGACUAUUGAGAAGAUAAAAUAAAGACGAGCAGAGAAAGACUACCUUCCAGUUCAAGUCCGCGACCAGAAGGUUCAAGGAAGAUACAGUUGCACAUAAGAAAGAGGUCUUUAAUGGUAUCCAACCGGCAAGAUAUUGGAAUCAAGAUAAGAUGAUGUCCGAGUCCCAUCAUAAAAGUUCUAAAAGACAUCUUACGAAAGAUUUAGAGAAUCAAAUCUUCCUUCGAAACAUUUCUCCUCGAUUCAAUUAUACUAAAGAAUCUCUAAAGGCAAUGGAAGUUCCUGGACCAGGAACUUAUUCUGUGAACCAAAAGUCUAUCACAAAACACCUUGAGGCUUCUCCGUCUUUCAGGGCGGCUUCCAGAGACCAGGACUCUAUAUUCGGCAAGAUUGUGAGAAAGGCUGGCUUUGGGCCUGGUCCUGGCAGCUACAACAGCAAUGUGUCCACAGUAGUCAAGAAAACAUUUAACGCAAAUUUGGUUUAA